Manis javanica (Malayan pangolin) is the source of this 1244-nucleotide messenger RNA. It is a transcript of the gene CCDC182, whose product is annotated as coiled-coil domain containing 182. Lineage: Eukaryota; Metazoa; Chordata; Mammalia; Pholidota; Manidae. The record is from RefSeq and is a predicted model, not a curated record.
UGCUUAUGGCCUUUUCUGACUUUAUUGUUACCUCAACUAUCUUGUCCUUUGCAGCAACCCAUGUCAUUGUCCUACCGAGAGGGACCACUUGGUGUCUGAGCCUCACCUGUAAUAAUGACCAAAUGCUUAUAGCUGAGAAGAGUGUGAAUCACAAGAGCAUGUGAGGGAGUAUCAGGCCAGUAACCACCCACGAGAGGCGAGCGUGAGCAGGACCUGAAAACCGGUGAAGCCGUGCUUUUCCAGAUAAAAGGAGGGAUUGAGCUCUGCUUCUGGAAGGGUGAUGACGAAUUGCGAAGAAUCCACACCUCAGGAUGACAGCUAAAUAGUUCCCGGGUGGAUGAGCAAAGCCCUGGAGGACCAACCAAGGAGGCUCUUGUAUGCAAGUGAGUAGAUUGGUGCUGUCCUCUGGUUGGCUGAAGGGGCCCUGACGUCACAGUGUGUGUGGCCUCUCCACUCCAAAUGACUGUGUCUCUAGCCAAAAAAAUUCACUGACUUGGCUGGUCUCUUAGCUUCCUCUCUGUCCAGAUAGCAAGGGAGACUAUGGAACCACUCUACCAGGCUGGGUCCAACCUCAUGAAGAUGAAUACCCUCCAAGGGAAGAGGAUGGUGGACAGUGGCCUCCAGUCUGGAGACUUUUCCCUCUCCCAGUCAUGGCCCACCUGCCUCCCUCCUCCAGCUGAGUUGGAGAUGCUGCAAUGGAAGGUGGCUGGGGUGCAACGGGAGCUGGAGGACUUUAAGAAUGAGGUGUUGAAGGCCAUCCAUUACCUGGAAGAUGCCUUCUGUGAGAUGAAGGGGGCCCUGGCGCAGCAGGAGGAGCAGGCGGCGUGUGUGAAGCAGCGGCUCAGGGAGGAGGACUGGGGUAUCGUGCGAAACAUGGUCCUCACCUUCCUGCUGCCCCAGGAGAAGCAGCUCCGAGAGCACUGCAAGCGGCUGGAGAGCACGCUGCUGGGCAGAAGCCACGAUGCUCCCAGCAUCCCCAAGGUCCAGGAGGACUGAGGUCAGGGCCAAACUUCUAGCUGCGCAGCCAAACAGCAGAUAUUUCUGAAUGGAAGGACAAACCUAAGUCCCUGCCCAUUUGCUUCUCUUUCCCCAUUUCCAUUGCUUUCCUUCUACUGAAUAACACCUUUCUGGGAGGUGAAAGGCCUCAGUAUGUUGUUUUGGUGAAGCUCCUUUUACCCCGUGUCAUCAAGGAAGGGGAUGCCCUAAUUCUAAGUCUUUCAGGCACCUGUGGCUUUCACUGUUAA